UGUUUCACGUGCCUAUCGUUUUGCUUGCACAACAAUUUUGCGGCGUUUUUCCAGAAUUUAAGGAAUUUUCCCCAUUUUACUGAAACAAAAUGCGUCUGACGAAUGUUUUGUUCAAGAAAGUGAAGAGCAAGCGAAUUAUGGUGGUGCUGGAAAGUGUGGUCAGCGGACAUCAAUAUAAUGCCUUUCGCGAUCGUUUGGCCGACAAAUUGGAGAUAAUACGCUUCGACCCGUACAUUCAACAGGAGAGUCUCUAUCGCGAACGCAAGAAAAUCCGCAGCGCCUAAGGAAAUCCCACUAAAUGUCCUGAUUUUCCCAGUUUAAGUUAGUGCAAAUAAAAUACAAAAUCAAAUCAGUUAAA
Molecule: messenger RNA, 358 nt
Organism: Drosophila takahashii
Lineage: Eukaryota; Metazoa; Arthropoda; Insecta; Diptera; Drosophilidae
Gene: mRpL33
Product: mitochondrial ribosomal protein L33
Biological process (GO): translation
Cellular component (GO): mitochondrion
Source: RefSeq, a predicted model, not a curated record